Acipenser ruthenus (sterlet) is the source of this 4555-nucleotide messenger RNA. Its product is annotated as voltage-dependent T-type calcium channel subunit alpha-1I-like. The record is from RefSeq and is a predicted model, not a curated record. Lineage: Eukaryota; Metazoa; Chordata; Actinopteri; Acipenseriformes; Acipenseridae. The transcript is spliced from 28 exons. The annotation marks the transcript as partial. Gene Ontology annotation, cellular component: voltage-gated calcium channel complex; neuron projection; voltage-gated sodium channel complex. Gene Ontology annotation, molecular function: voltage-gated sodium channel activity; low voltage-gated calcium channel activity. Gene Ontology annotation, biological process: calcium ion import; neuronal action potential; membrane depolarization during action potential.
GCUGUGCUGUGCUGUGCUGUGUCGUGCCGCACUGCAGUCUCUUGUUCCUUGACUCUUCUCCUCACGUGGUUCGAGCGUGUCAGUAUGAUGGUGAUCCUGCUGAACUGUGUGACUCUGGGGAUGUACCAGCCCUGCGAGAACAUUGACUGCUCUUCACAGCGCUGCCAAAUGCUGCAGGCCUUUGAUGCGUUUAUCUAUAUUUUCUUUGCUGUUGAGAUGGUGGUGAAGAUGCUGGCUCUGGGAAUAUUUGGCAAAAAGUGUUACCUGGGAGACACCUGGAACAGACUGGACUUUUUCAUUGUAAUGGCUGGGAUGGUGGAAUAUUCACUGGACCUGCAGAACAUCAACCUAUCAGCGAUCAGGACCGUCCGGGUCCUCAGGCCGCUCAAAGCCAUCAACAGGGUGCCUAGUAUGCGGAUCCUUGUGAAUCUCCUGCUCGACACUCUCCCCAUGCUGGGCAAUGUCCUGCUUCUCUGUUUCUUUGUGUUUUUCAUUUUUGGCAUCAUUGGAGUUCAGCUGUGGGCUGGAUUGCUGAGGAACCGCUGUUUCUUACAAGACAACUUCACCCAAUCCACGGGUAUCUCCCUCCCUUCCUCAUACUACCAGCCCGAUGAAGAGGACGAGACUCCUUUCAUUUGCUCUCUGGCCGCGGAUAACGGCAUCAUGUCCUGCGGGGACGUCCCCGCGAGGAGGGAGGACGGGAGGGAGUGCUGUCUGGACAAAGACGACUACCUUCACCUGCUGGCGCUCGGAGGUCCGGAGCUCCUCAGUAACUCCAGCGCCUCUCUGGGCUGCGUGAACUGGAACCAGUACUAUACCCAGUGCCGGACCGGCGACACCAACCCGCACAAGGGAGCCAUCAACUUCGACAACAUCGGAUACGCCUGGAUCGUCAUCUUCCAGGUGAUCACGCUGGAGGGCUGGGUGGAGAUCAUGUACUAUGUGAUGGACGCGCACUCCUUCUACAAUUUCAUCUACUUCAUCCUGCUGAUCAUCGUGGGCUCGUUCUUCAUGAUCAACCUGUGCCUGGUUGUGAUCGCCACGCAGUUCUCGGAGACGAAGCAGCGGGAGCACCAGCUGAUGGAGGAGCAGCGGGCGCUGUGCCUCUCCUCCAGCACAGUGGCGAGCUUCAACGAGCCGGGAGACUGCUACGAAGCCAUCUUCCAGUACGUGUGUCACAUCCUGCGCAAGGCGAAACGCAGGACCGCCUGGCUGUACUCCGUGCUCAGAGGGGGCCACCCCGGCCCCGUCCACCGGAGGAGGAGACAGAACAAAGUGGGCGUCAACGGCAACGAGAGGCAGCCCGACGCGCUCUGCCCGCUGGAACACACCACCCAGACCACCGCGGCUCCCAUCGCCCUGACGAUGACCUCCGACCCCGACAGCUGCCCCCGCUGCUCCCCCGUGGGAGGGAGGGGGGGCGACGGGAGCGAGAGCGAGGCUGCGGAACGCUCGGGCGAGGAGGGAGGCCAGCCAGGGGAGCGGGAGGAGGAGGAGGAGGAGAGGAAGAAGAAGAGAAAGGGAUGCGCCCGGUGCAAGGAACUCUGGGACGGGAUGAGGGUGAAGCUGUGGGCCAUCGUGGAGAGCAAGUACUUCAACAGAGGGAUCAUGAUGGCGAUUCUCAUCAACACCAUCAGCAUGGGAAUUGAACACCACGAACAGCCGGAAGAGUUGACCAACGUCUUGGAGAUCAGCAACAUUGUCUUCACCAGCAUGUUCGCCUUGGAAAUGAUCCUCAAACUCACCGCGUUCGGCUUUUUCAACUACCUUCGAAACCCCUACAAUAUCUUCGAUGGGAUUAUCGUUAUUAUCAGCGUGUGCGAGAUCAUCGGCCAAUCAGACGGCGGCCUGUCGGUGCUCCGGACGUUCCGUCUCCUCCGGGUCCUCAAGCUGGUGCGUUUCAUGCCGGCGCUGCGUAGACAGCUCGUGGUCCUGAUGAAGACCAUGGACAACGUGGCCACCUUCUGUAUGCUGCUGAUGCUCUUCAUCUUCAUCUUCAGUAUAUUAGGGAUGCACAUCUUUGGAUGCAAGUUCAGCUUGAAGACGGACUCUGGAGACACGGUCCCCGACAGGAAAAACUUUGACUCUCUUCUGUGGGCGAUUGUCACUGUCUUCCAGAUCCUGACCCAGGAGGACUGGAACGCAGUUCUCUAUAAUGGGAUGGCCUCCACCUCUCCCUGGGCUUCCCUCUAUUUCGUGGCUCUCAUGACUUUCGGAAACUACGUCCUGUUUAACCUGCUCGUCGCGAUCCUGGUGGAGGGCUUCCAAGCAGAGGGGGACGCUAAUAAAUCCCACUCUGACGACGAGCAAUCGCUAUCAAACUUCGACGACAGCGAAAAACCAAAAGAUCCGCUAAACGUGUCAGAUCCGAAACUUUGCACUUUGACCUCCAAUGGGUACCUUGACCCCUGCCCCUCUGGGGUCGUGACCUCUGGGAGGCCGGCAUUCCCCCCCGAAAAAUUACACUUUGCCUGGGGGUCUAGGAAGAGUAGCAUCAUUUCACUGGGAAAAUCCGAAAGAUCUUUGCACAGUGCCCGCAAUCCCCUCCACCACCACUGGGGGCACUCUUCCUCCUGGGGCACCCGGAGGUCCAGCUGGAACAGUGUGGGUCGGAUCCCGGGGCCCAGCCGGUCCCAGAUCCAGCCCGAACAGGAGUGCCUCCUCGCGGGGCAACCGGACGUUCGCCUGCACCCCAAUCCCAGCGCCCCUCGCCCGACCUCCCUGCUGUCUCGCCAGCUCUCGAACCCCUGCCUUCGCAGAGACAGGAGGGCCUUGUCGCUGGAGCUCCCCGAAUUGCUCCGGGUGCCCGGGACGGGGUCGUCUUUAUCCGGGACGUCCCGGAAGAAGAGUUUUUCGGGAGUGGCUGGGUCCCCGACGGGGGAACACCGGGGCUGUAAUGGAAAAACCUCGCCUGCCUCUCAGCUGGUCGGUGAAGUGUUUCCAAAACUGAACACGAAAAAGGAGAGGGAGGAAUACGAAGAGGAGAUUGAUUAUAGCCUCUGCUUUCGUAUUCAGAAGAUGAUGGAGAUUUACAAGCCAGACUGGUGUGACACCAGAGAAGACUGGUCCGUCUAUCUCUUCCCCCCACAAAACCGGUUUCGGGCUCUGUGUCAGACCGUGAUAACUCACAAGAUGUUUGAUUACAUGGUGCUGGCUUUCAUUUUCCUGAACUGCAUCACGGUGGCGCUAGAGAGACCCGAAAUACCACCGCGCAGCCUGGAAAGGCUGUUUCUGACGAUUUCCAACUAUAUUUUCACUGCAAUAUUUGUGGCUGAAAUGACGCUAAAGGUUGUGGCUAUGGGUUUGUACUUUGGAGAACAAACCUAUCUUCGGAGCAGCUGGAACAUUCUCGAUGGAUUCCUGGUCUUUGUGUCCCUGAUUGAUAUUGUGGUUUCCAUGGCGUCGGCGGGCGGAGCUAAGAUCCUGGGGGUCCUGAGAGUUCUGAGACUGCUGCGCACACUGCGCCCCCUCAGGGUGAUCAGCCGGGCUCCAGGGUUGAAGCUGGUGGUCGAGACUCUCAUCUCCUCUCUCAAGCCCAUCGGGAACAUUGUGCUCAUCUGCUGCGCCUUCUUCAUCAUCUUCGGGAUCCUCGGGGUGCAGCUUUUCAAAGGCAAGUUCUUCUACUGCCUGGGAGCCGAUCUCAAGAACGUCACGAACAAGUCUGACUGCCUCGCCGCCAACUACAAGUGGCUCCAUCACAAAUACAACUUCGACAACCUGGGCCAGGCUCUGAUGUCUCUGUUUGUUCUGGCCUCGAAGGACGGCUGGGUGAACAUCAUGUACCACGGACUGGACGCAGUGGGAAUUGAUCAGCAGCCCAUCAUUAAUCACAGCCCCUGGAUGCUGCUGUAUUUCAUCUCCUUUCUCCUGAUUGUCAGUUUCUUCGUGCUCAACAUGUUUGUCGGUGUCGUGGUGGAGAAUUUCCACAAGUGCCGCCAGAACCAGGAGGAGGAGGAAGCUCAGAGGAGAGAGGAGAAGAGGCUGAGGAGACUGGAGAAGAAACGGCGCAAAGCCCAGCGCUUGCCGUACUAUGCCAGCUACUGCCCUGUGCGCCUCUUCAUCCACUCCCUCUGCACAAACCACUACCUGGACCUCUUCAUCACCUUCAUCAUCUGCAUCAACGUGAUCACCAUGUCACUGGAGCACUACAACCAGCCUCGCUCUCUGGAGAUCGCACUGAAGUAUUGUAACUACUUCUUCACCACCACCUUCGUCCUGGAGUCUAUAUUGAAACUCGUGGCUUUUGGGUUCAGAAGAUUCUUCAAAGACAGGUGGAAUCAGCUAGACCUGGCGAUCGUGUUGCUGUCAGUGAUGGGCAUUACUCUUGAGGAAAUCGAAAUGAAUGCCGCCCUGCCCAUCAACCCCACCAUCAUCCGCAUCAUGAGGGUGCUCCGAAUUGCUAGAGUUCUGAAGCUUUUAAAAAUGGCAACGGGGAUGAGGGCGCUGCUGGACACUGUCGUACAGGCUUUACCACAGGUGGGGAAUCUGGGUCUGCUGUUCAUGUUGCUGUUCUUCAUCUACGCUGCCCUGGGGGUCGAACUCUUUGGAAGGCUUG